Messenger RNA from Coregonus sp. 'balchen', 6722 nucleotides. Lineage: Eukaryota; Metazoa; Chordata; Actinopteri; Salmoniformes; Salmonidae. The record is from the annotation of a GenBank genome assembly.
GAAUGUGAGCUCUGCUGGAGAGGAGGCCAGGAGGAGGAUGAGAGAGUGUGACGGACUGACAGAUUCUCUCCUCUACGUCAUACAGACCGCUUUGGGCAGCAACGACAUUGACAGCAAGGUAUGUGUGUUGUGUGUGUGUGUGUGUGUGUGUGUCCAUCAGUUCAACAGUAGAUAAACAGCUUUAUGCAUGGCUACCUUCUCAAGGUUGCUGCAGCUCGGUCUCUCUAAAUGGCAUUUCUUAAUCAUUGUCUAACAUCCCGCCCAUCUCUGCUCUGAUGUCUCCACGGUAGUGAGGAUUGAUUGGCAUGCACUGGGGCCAGUGGCCAUUGUCAUUGACUGGUCCCAAGUUAUUAGCAGACACUGACAGGGUGAUACUUUUCAUUGUUUUUGUGGACUUUCUGUUCUCCUGGUAUCUCUUUCUUUCUUCCCCUAUUCUGUCUUUCUAUUUCUUAACCACUUUCUCUACCUCCCUCUUUCUUUCUCUACCUCCCUCUUUCUUUCUCUACCUCCCUCUUUCUUUCUCUACCUCCCUCUUUCUUUCUCUACCUCCCUCUUUCUUUCUCUACCUCCCUCUUUCUUUCUCUACCAGUAUCCUGUCACUCUGUUCAAAAAAUAAAAUUAAAGGGAAUUAAAUAUGUUGUUUACCUCUGGAGUUGUAUACCUGUUGUUUACCCCAGGAGUUUAUUUUACCUGUUGUUUACCUCUGAAGUUGUUUACCUGUUGUUUACCUCUGGAGUUGUUUAUCUGUUGUUUACCUCUGGAGUUGUUUACCUAUGGAGUUGUUUAUCUGUUGUUUACCAAUGGAGUUGUUUACCUGUUGUUUACCGGUGGAGUUGUUUACCUGUUGUUUACCUAUGGAGUUGUUUAUCUGUUGUUUACCGAUGGACUUGUUUACCUGUUGUUUACCUCUGGAGUUGUUUACCUGUUGUUUACCUCUGAAGUUGUUUAUCUGUUGUUUACCUCUGGAGUUGUUUACCUGUUGUUUACCUCAGGAGUUGUUUACCUGUUGUUUACCUCUGGAGUUGUUUACCUGUUGUUUACCUCUGAAGUUGUUUAUCUGUUGUUUACCUCUGGAGUUGUUUACCUGUUGUUUACCUCAGGAGUUGUUUACCUGUUGUUUACCUCAGGAGUUGUUUACAUCUGAUGUUUUCAGAGGAAAAUAACUAUCUUCUUCACUCUUCUAACAGCUCUGGCCCAAGGUCUGUUCUUAUUGGAUCCAGUUGGAGCGACUUCGUGUUUGUAUUACGUCUGUAAUGUCAUUGAAAGCAUAUAGUCAGUAUUCUGUUCAAUUACAUUCAUUAUAGUUGUUUGUGUAAAUGAUCAGUCUGAGAGACACUUCUAUAAAACAGACAGAGUCGUCCGAGAUGACUGAUGAUUUUUCUUAGCUAUUUCCAAGUGGUUUACUUUCCAUAUUCCUCCCAUUCGCCCCGUUUAUUAGUGAUACUUCACAGAGGCACACGCACACACAUACCCCCCUCUGCUGUUUUGGCUGUGUCCUCUUCUAACACCAUGUUAAAUGGAGCGUGAGACGAUGCUUCGGGCUCAGUCAUUUUUCCUCAUUUGAAAUAAUUUCUUUAAUAUCAUUUGAAAGUUAGAGCACAUCACGAUUCAUGGAUGGAAUUAGGCACUCUUCCUUUUAAGUGCUCCUUCACACACAUACACAAACACACGUGCACACACACGCACGCACAUACACAUUUUGGCAGGGUGGGAAGUUAGCUCUUGUGGGAAGUUAUAUCCUGACCCCCCCCCCCCCCCCCUUCCCCUUCUGUAGACCAUAGAGAACUGUGUGUGUAUCCUGCGUAACCUGUCCUACCGACUGGCAGCGGAGACGUCUCAGGGCCAGCAGCUUGGUUCAGAGGAGCUGGACGGUCUGCUAUGUGACGCCAACGGACGUGACGGAGAGACCUCAGGCUGCUGGGGCAAGAAGAAGAAGAAGAAGAAGGGUCAGGAUCAGGUGGGGAAGUUACACACACAGAGAGAGAGAGAGAGAGAGGCACCGACACACUCUAUCACACACGCAUACACACACAUAUGUGCAUAAUGACCGUGUACAUAUUUUGAUAUUAAUGGAACGAAAUGCUUUAGAACGUGCCCCUACCACCUGUAUGUAAUUAUCAGGAAGAAUUGACAUUCGCGAUCUCUCCCAAUCUGCAACCGUGACCAAUGACCUUACACCUUAUUGAUUUGUAAAUUCAACAAACCAAUCGGAAUACAUAAACAUCAAAAUACAUAUUUCUUAAGUGGAAGAAUAACCAACCAUGUUACACAACACAGACAGUGCAGACACACAGACAGUGCAGAUAUACAUACAGUGCAGACAGAUAGUGCAGAUAGAUAGUGCAGACAGAAAGAUAGUGCAGACAGAUAGUGCAGACAGACAGACAGUGCAGACAGAUAGUGCAGAUAGAUAGUGCAGACAGACAGACAGUGCAGACAGACAGAUAGUGCAGACAGAUAGUGCAGACAGAUAGUGCAGACAGACAGACAGUGCAGACAGAUAGUGCAGAUAGACAGCGCAGACAGACAGACAGUGCAGACAGAUAGUGCAGACAGAUAGAUAGUGCAGACAGACAGACAGUGCAGACAGAUAGAUAGUGCAGACAGAGAGUGCAGAUAGACAGCGCAGACAGACAGACAGUGCAGACAGAUAGUGCAGAUAAACAGUGCAGACAGACAGACAGUGCAGACAGACAGAGCAGACACACAGAUGCUAUAUGGUACAAGCUCCCUCCGAGCCAUAUCAUAUCAAGCUCCCUCCGAGCCAUAUCAUAUCAAGCUCCCUCCGAGCCAUAUCAUAUCAAGCUCCCUCCGAGCCAUAUCAUAUCAAGCUCCCUCCGAGCCAUAUCAUAUCAAGCUCCCUCCGAGCCAUAUCAUUUGUUCACUGCAGGGAUGUCCUGAAGGGAAUCAAAGCAAAAGCUUCAAACAGAGAACAUUAAAAGACCACAAACUCCUUUAGUAUGUGUAACCUGGGAGAUUCUUUCCUCUUAGGGGGUCGAUGUAAUAUUGCAGAUAGAUUGUAGCUUCCAUCAAUGUAAUUGUCUGCAUCACUAACAAUCUCCCAUAUUAUUUUUGUAAAUAUAUAAAUUAUAUAUAUAUACAGUGGGGAGAACAAGUAUUUGAUACACUGCCGAUUUUGCAGGUUUUCCUACUUACAAAGCAUGUAGAGGUCUGUAAUUUUUAUCAUAGGUACACUUCAACUGUGAGAGACAGAAUCUAAAACAAAAAUCCAGAAAAUCACAUUGUAUGAUUUUUAAGUAAUUCAUUUGCAUUUUAUUGCAUGACAUAAGUAUUUGAUCACCUACCAACCAGUAAGAAUUCCGGCUCUCACAGACCUGUUAGUUUUUAUUUAAGAAGCCCUCCUGUUCUCCACUCAUUACCUGUAUUAACUGCACCUGUUUGAACUUGUUACCUGUAUAAAAGACACCUGUCCACACACUCAAUCAAACAGACUCCAACCUCUCCACAAUGGCCAAGACCAGAGAGCUGUGUAAGGACAUCAGGGAUAAAAUUGUAGACCUGCACAAGGCUGGGAUGGGCUACAGGACAAUAGGCAAGCAGCUUGGUGAGAAGGCAACAACUGUUGGCGCAAUUAUUAGAAAAUGGAAGAAGUUCAAGGUGACGGUCAAUCACCCUCGGUCUGGGGCUCCAUGUAAGAUCUCACCUCGUGGGGCAUCAAUGAUCAUGAGGAAGGUGAGGGAUCAGCCCAGAACUACACGGCAGGACCUGGUCAAUGACCUGAAGAGAGCUGGGACCACAGUCUCAAAGAAAACCAUUAGUAACACACUACGCCGUCAUGGAUUAAAAUCCUGCAGCGCACGCAAGGUCCCCCUGCUCAAGCCAGCGCAUGUCCAGGCCCGUCUGAAGUUUGCCAAUGACCAUCUGGAUGAUCCAGAGGAGGAAUUGGAGAAGGUCAUGUGGUCUGAUGAGACAAAAAUAGAGCUUUUUGGUCUAAACUCCACUCGCCGUGUUUGGAGGAAGAAGAAGGAUGAGUACAACCCCAAGAACACCAUCCCAACCGUGAAUCAUGGAGGUGGAAACAUCAUUCUUUGGGGAUGCUUUUCUGCAAAGGGGACAGGACGACUGCACCGUAUUGAGGGGAGGAUGGAUGGGGCCAUGUAUCGCAAGAUCUUGGCCAACAACCUCCUUCCCUCAGUAAGAGGUUUGAAGAUGGGUCAUGGCUGGGUCUUCCAGCAUGACAACGACCCGAAACACACAGCCAGGGAAACUAAGGAGUGGCUCCGUAAGAAGCAUCUCAAGGUCCUGGAGUGGCCUAGCCAGUCUCCAGACCUGAACCCAAUAGAAAAUCUUUUGGAGGGAGCUGAAAGUCCGUAUUGCCCAGCGACAGCCCCAAAACCUGAAGGAUCUGGAGAAGGUCUGUAUGGAGGAGUGGGCCAAAAUCACUGCUGCAGUGUGUGCAGACCUGGUCAAGACCUACAGGAAACGUAUGAUCUCUGUAAUUGCAAACAAAGGUUUCUGUACCUAAUAUUAAGUUCUGCUUUUCUGAUGUAUCAAAUACUUAUGUCAUGCAAUAAAAUGCAAAUUAAUUACUUAAAAAUCAUACAAUGUGAUUUUCUGGAUUUUUGUUUUAGAUUCCAUCUCUUACAGUUGAAUUGUACCUAUGAUAAAAAUGACAGACCUCUACAUGCUUUGUACGUAGGAAAACCUGCAAAAUCGGCAGUGUAUCAAAUACUUGUUCUCCCCACUGUAUAUAUAUAUAUAUAUUUUUUUUUUAAUAUAUUUUCCUUUAUUAUUUUACCAUAACCCUACCAUCCCUCCCCUAAUUUGAGUAAACUAAUGGACACUUAGGCUUCUAUUUCCAGCUACAUUUUACAGACACAGUAUAUUUUACGAUAGUUAUCUUUAGUUUGUUUUUAGCCUUCAGCUCCACUCAACCCCUCCCAUCUAUCUCUGAACACCAUCCAGUUUUGAUUUGUAUUUGUCAUAUAUUUUUCUAACCGUUCUUCCCUUCAACACACUCCAUGCAUCAGUCACUACUACUGCUGCUUUACUAUUCGCUCAGAUCCCUCCCCACGGACCAAUCGUAUGCUCUGUUCCUCACAAGCCAUGAAGGCUCUGUCCAAUCAACUCUCAUUGCAAACAGUGAAAAACACAAAAUGUCUCCAAAAAGUUUUCACCACAUUCAGAACUGCUGUUAGGGCAUAUUUUCUUCACUGUUUCAGUUGUAUUUACGUUUUGAAGAUCUUCUACCAUAAAACCUCUAGGGGAAUGGGAAUGUAUACAACCUGCAUCACGCCUUUACCGCCUCCAAUCGUGAAGAUGUAGGGAACUAUGGCUGAAAACAUUAAAGGGCACCUCUUUGAUUGUUUGAUCAAAGAGAAAAGUGUUCUAUCUAUAGCAUAUAGACUCUGAGCUGUUGCUAGGAGGGUGUGCUGCCUAGUCGUAUUGUACAGAGAAGUGGGAAACUGAGAUAGCUGGGGAGAAAGAAUACUUUAGGGGAUGUACAUUAUGGAUUCCUGACCUCUCUCUCUCACUCCCUGUCUUUAUCUUCCUUUUCCUGUCAUCAUCCUUCCUUUGUCCUUCCUCUCUACCACUCCUCCAGUGGGACGGUGUAGGUCCUCUCCCAGACUCAGCUGACCCUCCUAAAGGAGUCCAGAUGUUAUGGCACCCGUCCAUAGUGAAGCCCUACCUCACCCUGCUGUCAGAGUGCUCCAACCCUGAUACACUGGAGGGAGCAGCAGGCGCACUGCAGAACCUGGCUGCAGGCAGCUGGAAGGUAUGGUGGACCAUCAGUCUGUCUCCUAUUCUCUUUACAGGGGUGCAUCAGUCUAAGGCUUCCCUCACCUGUCUGUCAGUUUUAACUGCCCCAACCCCCCAGUGGUGCGUCAGUCUAACUCUUCCCCCUCUCUCAUCUCUCUCCAGUGGUCCGUCAGUCUAACUCUUCCCCCUUUCUCAUCUCUCUCCAGUGGUCCGUCAGUCUAACUCUUCCCCCUCUCUCUCCACUGGUCCGUCAGUCUAACUCUUCCCCCUCUCUCAUCUCUCUCCAGUGGUCCGUCAGUCUAACUCUUCCCCCUCUCUCAUCUCUCUCCAGUGGUCCGUCAGUCUAACUCUUCCCCCUCUCUCCUCUCUCUCCAUUGAUCCAUCAGUCUUACUAUUCCCCCUCCUGUUUGUCAGUCUUAUUCUUCCCUCUCUCUCUCUCUAGUUGUGGGUCCGUUAGUGUAAUUCUUCCCCCUCUCUAUCUCCAGUGGUCCUUCAAUCUAACUCUUCCCCAUGUCUCUUCAGUGGUCUGUCAGUGUAACUCCUCCCCCUCUCUCUCUUGUUGUGGGUCAGUCAGCCUAACUCUUCCCCCUCUCUCUUCUCUCUCCAGUGGUCCGUCAAUCUAACUCUUCCCCCUCUUUUCCUCUCUCUCCAGUGGUCUGCCAAUCUAACUCUUACCCUCUCUCUCCAGUGGUCCGUCAGUCUAACUCUACCCCUUCUCCCCUCUCUCUCCAGUGGUCCGUCAGUCUAACUCUACCCCCUCUCCCCUCUCUCUCCAGUGGUCCUUCAGUCUAACUCUUCCCCUCUCUCUCCAGGUGUCCGUCAGUCUAAUUCUCCCCCCUCUCCUCUCUCUCCAGUGGUCAGUGUAUAUCCGGGCAGCGGUGCGUAAAGAGAAGGGUCUUCCUAUCCUGGUGGAGUUGUUGAGGAUAGACAAUGACCGUGUGGUGUGUGCCGUGGCCACCGCACUCAGGAAUAUGGCCCUGGACGUCAGAAACAAAGAACUG